AGAACAGCUUCAAGAAUACCUUGAUGUCUUACUCAACCCAACCAAAUCUUGAAGUUUUUGUUGUAGAGUAUUAGAUAUACUGUAGCUUCGUGAGGUCGACUCAACCACAAAUACACUUACGACAGUAGACUCAUGAUUUGAUUAUGAACAAUUUUGUUAUUUUUUGCAUUUUGUGGAUUGUGGUGAACGAUUCAUUUUCAAAAUAGUAGUUAUAAUUUAAAUUAAAUAUUUCACAAAGGUGGGAGAUAUGUAUAAUUAGUCGAAAGAGAGUUACUACACUAUCUCCAUCUUUCUCCAACCAUAAAAAAGAGGUGAAAUCAACUUCUUUCUCCCUCCCAGAAAGGAAUCAGGAAUUUUGCUCAGCUCAACCCCAUCCAGUCUUCAUUUUUUUGCUUAUCUAAAAGGACUUGGACGUGCAUCCCUCCACACCCACCCAACCACCCAUUCCUAAGCAACUUCCACAACAUAAACAAGAACACAUGGGCGAGGCACCAUCAGCCGGCAGGCGCGCCGAGCUGCUGAACUUCACGGUACACGUAAUUCGCGGCCGAUGGUUCUCCCUCUUCUCCUCUUUCCUGAUCAUGGCUGGGGCUGGAGCAACUUACCUAUUCGGGAUCUACUCCAAGGAGAUCAAGGCCACUCUCGGAUACGAUCAAACAACGCUAAAUCUCCUGGGCUUCUUCAAGGAUCUUGGCGCAAACGUCGGUGUCCUGUCAGGCCUUAUUGCCGAGGUAACUCCAACGUGGUUCGUGCUGCUGAUUGGCUCGGCCAUGAACUUCACAGGCUAUUUCAUGAUAUGGUUAGCCGUCACGGGCCAGAUUUCCAGGCCGGCAGUGUGGCAGAUGUGCAUCUACAUAUGCAUUGGUGCGAAUUCUCAGAACUUUGCAAACACUGGGGCUCUUGUUACUUCUGUCAAGAACUUCCCUGAAAGCCGAGGGAUCAUGUUAGGCCUGUUGAAAGGGUUCACGGGACUGAGUGGUGCAAUCCUGACUCAAAUCUACUUGGCUGUAUAUGGCAAUGAUUCCAAGGCUCUUAUUCUUCUCAUUGCCUGGCUCCCAGCUGCUUUGUCUGUGGUGUUUGUUUAUACUAUUCGUGAAAUGAAGGUCGUUCGGCAGUCGAAUGAACUCAAGAUUUUUUACGAGUUCCUCUACGUUUCGAUCGUGCUAGCGCUUUUUAUCAUGGUCAUGACUAUAGUUCAGAAAAUCGUGGCUUUCUCACAGGCAGCUUAUGCAGGGAGUGCUACUGUAGUCUGUGCUUUGCUCUUUGUCCCUUUGUUUAUUGCCAUUAGAGAGGACUUUACACUUUGGGGUCAAAACAAACAUCCCGUUAUAAAUCCAUCUCAAAUAACCAUAGACAAGCCGGCAGAAAUUGAGCCUGAGGACUUGAAACCUGAACCCGAGAAGCCAGAGGAGGGGUCGAAAACGAAAUCCUGUUUGGCCAACAUAUUCAAGAAACCAGAAAGGGGAGAGGACUACACUAUUUUGCAAGCACUCUUGAGCACAGACAUGCUGAUUCUAUUUCUUGCUACGUUCUGCGGUCUGGGCUCAAGCUUAACCGCCGUGGACAACCUGGGACAGAUCGGAGAGUCUCUAGGAUACCCCACAAAGACUAUAAAGUCAUUUGUUUCACUUCUUAGCAUAUGGAACUACUUCGGUAGGAUUUUCUCAGGAUUUGUGUCUGAAACACUUCUUGCAAAGUACAAAUUCCCAAGACCACUCAUGAUGACAAUAGUCCUCCUCCUCUCCUGCAUUGGUCUUCUCCUCAUUGCAUUCCCAUUUCAGGGCUCAGUCUAUGUUGCAUCAGUGAUCAUUGGGUUCUCAUUCGGAGCUCAGCUGCCUUUAAUUUUUGCAAUCAUUUCCGAGCUUUUUGGACUCAAAUACUACUCCACAUUGUUCAACUGUGGGCAGCUGGCUAGCCCACUUGGCUCUUACAUUCUGAACGUUAAGGUAACGGGACCUCUUUACGAUAGAGAGGCAUUGAGGGAACUAGCCAAGAAAGGAAUGACAAGGUCAUCGGUGAAGGAACUUACUUGCAUCGGUACACGAUGCUAUCGACUGGCUUUUGUAAUUUUGGCAUCGAUAACGUUCUUUGGAGCAGUUAGUUCUAUGAUUUUAGUGGCGAGGACGCGAGAAUUCUAUAAAGGGGAUAUCUACAAGAAGUUCAGGGAUGAAGCUGAGGAGACUGAAGCAGAAAUGGCUUUGCCAAUCAGUAAAGAAUAGUGCAUUUUGAGAGGUGUUAGUAGAAACUGUAUAGGGUAGGGAAAAUUCAAUGAUGUUUCGGUAGCUUUUGCAUUGGGGAAGUAUUCUUGAAUUAAUGGAGGCUUGUCCCGUCUUAUAUGAAGGUCAUUCACAUUGGAAGCUUGCAUGUUUUUUCCAUCCUAUGAAUAUAUAUCUCUUCUUUUACAACA
Messenger RNA from Sesamum indicum (sesame), 2407 nucleotides. Its product is annotated as Major facilitator superfamily protein. Gene Ontology annotation, cellular component: membrane. The record is from RefSeq and is a predicted model, not a curated record. NCBI's taxonomy places the organism in Eukaryota, Viridiplantae, Streptophyta, Magnoliopsida, Lamiales, Pedaliaceae.